Messenger RNA from Orbilia oligospora ATCC 24927, 696 nucleotides. RefSeq lists its product as uncharacterized. Bases 1 to 696 code for a protein of 231 amino acids. The transcript is spliced from 6 exons. Gene Ontology annotation, molecular function: threonine-type endopeptidase activity. Gene Ontology annotation, cellular component: proteasome core complex. The record is from RefSeq and is a predicted model, not a curated record. Lineage: Eukaryota; Fungi; Ascomycota; Orbiliomycetes; Orbiliales; Orbiliaceae.
AUGGUCUCCAGAACCGGUAAUCUAACUGAAGAUGGUAUCCACGUCGAUAUGGAACACCUCAAGAAGGGAGAAGUAAAUCUAGGAACCUCAAUUAUGGCCAUCGAGUUCGACGGCGGUGUCAUAUUAGGUGCAGACAGUAGAACCACAACGGGAGCAUACAUUGCCAACCGUGUCACCGACAAGCUGACACAGAUCACCGACUCGGUAUGGUGCUGUCGUUCCGGCUCUGCCGCAGACACUCAAGCUGUCGCUGACAUUGUCCGAUACCAUCUUAACCUUUACGAAACUCAAAACGGCCACCCACCAUCGGUCAAAACCGCUGCCUCCAUCUUCCAAGAAAUUUGCUACACAAAUAAAGACGCUUUAACGGCUGGUAUCAUUGUAGCAGGCGUUGACCGUCAUCACGGCGGUCAGGUCUGGAAUAUCCCACUCGGUGGCUCCCUCCAUAAAUCGAAAUAUACAAUCGCUGGAAGCGGUAGUUCCUAUAUCUAUGGUUUCUGUGACAGCUACUGGAAGGAUGGGAUGACCAAGGAGGAAGGUAUGCAUUUUGUGAAGGAGGCGCUGAGAGAGGCUAUCAAGUGGGACGGAAGUUCGGGUGGUGUUAUUAGGAUGUGUAUCUUGAGGAAGGGCGAGAAGCCUGAGAGACAUUUGUUCUUGCCGGAUGAGGAUUACGCCACCCCCGUCAAGUCGGCGUAA